UUUACAAAAUUACUUUAUAAUUGUUCAAAGUCAAUCCAAUUCUUUUUCAUUUCCUAGUGCUUUGUAUUUUUAUACUUCUCGACAACGCAACUUCAACGCAAAUUCAUCUCACACAUUUAGAAAUAUCUAACUCACCAAUUGAAAAAUCAAAUAAUUCCAAGUUUAUCGAUUCGUUUAAUAAUUUUAACUUUGUCCUGACAAUGUAUACUUUUAGUUUGAUUGUUUGAACCGUCGAAUGACAGGAAAUGGUUGGCUCGCUGUUACCACGAAUCUAUCACGUCUGUUUAGUACAGUGUUGCGGAUUUCUUAGCGUGCUUGGCUCGGAUCCAGGAAUGAUCAAAGAAUCACAAUUCACCGGACGUGUUUGUGUUUACUGAUCGGUCUCAAACGUUUCUGAUCUUUUUUUAAGCAAAGAGGAUAGCAAAGUGAGUUAAAGUAAAUUGUUCUAAACAUUGUUGCGAAUAUUUGACGGUCACAAUAUGGAAGCUUAGAAAGAACAGAAGAAACUAACGAAGUCCUAUGUUUCAUCAUGGAAGCAGAAUGCAAUAAAACAUCAUAGUCAACAACACUAAUUGUAUAAUUACUGUAAUACGUGUUGUAACACCUAUACAUACUUUAUACGCACACGUAGACACCUGUAGACGACCGAGAAACGUUUCUGGAACUUCGUGCCCAGUACACGUAUUACGAAUUGCACCUCUCAAUGCUACAUGAUGUAAAGUGGAUUGUACGAAAAAGAUUGAAAUGACUGACUGCUCUGUUUGCAAGGAUUUUAGAUUAUAUAUAAUUAUGAAUUAUAUAAAUUACACGUAUGAACAACAUACAGGGUGUACCGAAAAUCGUGGUGCAAGUCGAAAGACGGUGAUUCUCCGUGGAAAAGUCUGCCCUGAGAAAGUGAACCGGAACGUCCACGAAACGUCGCGCCACAACAAAGCGCAACACGCUGUUAAUACGGUUGAAAUACGAAGAGACACAACUAUACGUCGUAGGAUUGCCUAUUCGAAAAUAAAAUUCCGUUUGAAGAAAUUGCUGCUACGCAAACGAUAGAAAAAUUUCUCUGCGAUCUUCAAGUUUUAAUACUUAUAAGCAGCAGCGUAUGUUCUCCGUGAAAUCGUUUCAUCGGUACGAUCUUCGUAUGGUCGUAAAAAUACAUCAAGCUUACUGAAAUUGAGCGAAUCGCAAUUCGUGUCACGAUUUAGAAUCGGUGAACGCAUAGCAUUCUUCGGUUUCUGUAACGCGGAGCUGUCGCCUUUACUCGGCCAACGAGAUCAACGAAACCGGCUGGUCCGUUUCUUGCACCAGUGUCGCUGCUUUGUUUCCGCGUUGGCCGCAUCCGCGAACUUUCUUAACUUUCAUUUUCUAAUACGUACGAGCUACUUCUAAUGCCGGCCACUACCUUUCAUCCAUUAUUCAUCGUUAUGAACGCCGGUGAGCGCAUAACAGACUUGUAGUACGUACGUAUUAGCCCUACAAUGACGAAAUACCUGACGGUCAAGUUAGACAACUUCAAUUAACUUUCAGUUAGUCAAGCAAGUCGUUGGUUCAUCAAGUACAAGGUCUCAAGUUAAAUCGAUAUGCUUAUACGAAUGAAGUUAUUCAUUAUUUGAUUAACUUUUAUCGCUACUAACAUUAAUUUUUAAUGAUUAACCGUCCACGCGGUACCGAAUUAACUAUUAAAUAAAAAUAAUUCUGUGUACGAACAAGCUUAUCUAAAAAUUAUCGCGCCACAUAUCCGUACGCGACAAAUUUUCAAAUUUCAUUUGUCCGCUUGCAGAUAACGCCUUGAACAAACGAACCUUACAACCGUCUUGUUUUCGCAUCGCUGUAACUCUCUUUGAUUUAUCCUCGUUAAUGAUCGAUUCGUUCUUACGAACCAAACUCGUCGAAUCGUUUCACGAUACGCACGUUCAGCUAUAACGUAAAGCGUUUUUCCUAACGCACGUCUCACGCUUACGUGAAAGACACAUUUGUAUUCCCUUUUGUCUACGAGCGCAGCUACGCUUCCGCCAGGAUAUGAAACAAAAAUGUCACGAAACUACGCUCCAACCGCAUAACCAGGUUGCUAUAGAACCGUGUCACGAUUCGGCGCAUCGCUAUUCUUAUUAAUUUGAAUGUUCACGUAGACAAUUUUCACCUAGCCGUCGCUCGGCUAUCCGAACGAUCUCGAAGACGAUACUUCGUCACGCGAAAUUGUUCACGUUCGUUCUAAUAUGUGAAUGACGGAUGAUACCGUCUCGUCCCGCGUUAUGCACAUAGUCAUGCUCGUUAUGUGUAAACGAAAGAAAAGCGGUCACGACCGCUAUUUGGCCAUCACCCAGGAUUGGACGCAGCGAAAGUCCAUUGAGUUCGAACCAAGACAACGAUGGUUCCUUCCUAUUGCGAUGUGUCACCUGUGCAUGCCCUAUAAAUACUUAUGGGGGUCACCGAUAGCGAGCAAACGCAGUUUUCCUUCGGCCUCGUAGUUGCGAGCUAGGAUUUAGGGAGCGUCUCGAGGAUCGAUCAUGAAGAUUAUUUUGGUCUUGUUGUUGUUCCUGGCGGUCAGUGCAGCAAUUAUCGUUGAUAAGCACGAGAAGACUAAGCCUGUUGCGUCGAAGAGACACGACAAAAGAGGACUCGUAAAUUUGGAAUAUGGUGUGCCCGAUCAUCAGUACGGUCAUCCUGAACCGGCGCCUGUCUUCGAGCCUUCUCUUCCGGACGUGGGUGGACACUUGGAGUCAGUGAUCGCGCCUGUAGCACCUCCGCCACCGCUACCUGUAGCGCACGCAGCUCCCGCAGUUCCAGUACCGGUGCCUCAGCCGAUUCCACAGCCGCAACCAUUUCCAGUGCCGGUGCCUCAGCCAGUGCCGCAUCCGGUUCCAGUCGCGGUGCCUCAGCCAGUGCCACAUCCGGUUCCAGUCGCAGUUCCCGUGACGAAGCACGUGGCGGUGCCUGUACCAGUCGAUCGAGCAGUUCCAGUUCCUGUGGAUCGUCCUGUUCCCGUGCCAGUGGCUGUUCCCGUGCCAAAACCGUAUCCGGUCCACGUGGAGAAGAUCGUGCACGUCGAUAGACCAGUGCCAGUACCGUUCGACAGGCCAGUUCACGUGCCAGUGGAUCGACCAGUGGCCGUUCCUGUUCCAGUACCCAAACCGUAUCCGGUUCCGUACGAAAAGGUGGUCCAUGUGGACAGACCCUAUCCUGUUCACGUAGCAGUGCCUUACCACGUUCCCAAACCUUAUCCAGUACCUGUUGCUGUUCAUGCUCACAAGACACAUGGAUGGUUCAAGUAAGGUUUCUUCGAGAUAUCUAUGUCGGUUAACCAAAAUUUUCAACGUUGGAGCUACUGGCGGUCGAUGGUGGUGUACGAUAGCAUUGAGAAGUUUGGCAUCGUUUCAUCGAUUUAACACUUUGGCUAUUUCUUGUCUCGGAUGUUAGAACUACAUUGCGGGGUACGUAGAUGUUCAGAGGCAUUUGAGGAUGCACGAGCGCGCAAAAUUGAUAUAUUGUACAAAAUAUCCAGAGCAGAGUAUUUCUUACGUCAGUUGUGACAGGCGAAACGAGUCUCUACUCUUUUUAAUUCACAGAAAUAACUCUGUUUCGAGCGCAGUUUAACGCGUUAAGUCUUACCAGCGACGAUUUCUAAGUAUCGAAUCUAUCGACCCUUAAUAAUACACCGACAGCUGUUAACGCACCGACCGAAGUGAAAAAAACGACAGGUUUUUGGCAAAAAUUUACAACGCCAGCAUUGCAACGUAUUUGGUACAAAAUUCGAAAUGAACUUGCUGGAGUUUAUAAUGAGAAGGAGCUACGGAGAGUUAUACAAGAAACUGUAUAAAGAAUCUAUAGAGAAAAACUAGAGAAAAUCUUGGAAAAAUUGGAGUAAUUUUUGUUUUUAAAUUACAAACCAGUUGUUUUGACUGCGUUCGUAGCUCUUGCGUCAACUCUUAACUAAUACCGUUGCAUUGUACAAGUGGCUGCUAGAAUUUCGUUUAGAUCAUUUAAUUUUAUAUGCUGAAGAUUUAUCGAUAAUUUUUAUCGCGUAUUGCGCGUAUAACACAAAGUAAAAUUAAAUGAUCCAAGUGAAACUACUACGACCAUUUCUAAUCUAACGAGACCAGUUAAGCGUUAAAUGACUUCUUCCAACGUUAUUUUGGCUAAUCGUCCUUUCGA
Bombus pyrosoma is the source of this 4146-nucleotide messenger RNA. Its product is annotated as anther-specific proline-rich protein APG-like. The record is from RefSeq and is a predicted model, not a curated record. The transcript is spliced from 6 exons. Lineage: Eukaryota; Metazoa; Arthropoda; Insecta; Hymenoptera; Apidae. Bases 2502 to 3266 code for a protein of 254 amino acids.